CAGGACAGCACUGAUGGCUUGGGCACCACCACCUCCAUUUUGUUCACCUGGCCCCAUGAAAACACUUCAGUUUGCUGCCAGGCCCUGCAAUGGUCAUCUUUCUGGAUAAAGCUGACCUUCAGGACUUUCGCCUGGCCUGGUCUGGGCUUGGAGGACCAUCAGGAAAUUGUUCUAGGCCAGUUGGUGCUUCUGGAGCCCAAGGAGGCCAAGCCAGAAGAUCCUGCUCCACCCCCUGGGCAACACGCAUUAACAAUGCUGGCCCUGGAGCCAGCACCACCACUGCUGGUGGACCUGCGGCCUGCUCUGGAGUCAGAGUCACAUGCAACCCUGGAUGCACCAGGAUAUCUACAUUCAGCACCAGCACCAGCAUCAGCACCAGCACCAGGGAAAGGGCCCCCUCCAGGAACAUUGCUGGAGCUGCAGUCAGCCCCAGAAUCCUCCUGUCCCUGUCCCGGGACUGCCAAGAGUCAACUCAGUGACGAGCUGGCUGACAUCACGACCUUCCCUCCCAGGCUGCUGGCAGAGCAGCUGACCCUCAUGGAUGUGGCACUGUUCAAGAAGGUGGAGUUCUACGAAUGCGUGGGCUCCAUCUGGGGCCAACGACAUCAGAAGGGGAGUGAGCACGUGGCACCCACAGUUUGUGCCACCACUGCACACUUCAACAGGCUCACCAACUGUGUCACCACCCCCUGCCUUGGGGACCACAGCAUGAGGGCCCGGGACAGGGACAGGGUGGUGGAGCACUGGAUCAAGGUGGCCAGGGAGUGCCUAAGGCUCAACAACUUCUCCUCAGUGCACGCCAUCAUCUCUGCUCUGUGCAGCAACCCAAUACAUCGGCUACACAAGACAUGGGCAGGAAUCAAAAGCACAAAAUAUUUAAAAGAACUUUGCAAAAAAGACACUGCAGUGAAGACGGACCUGCUGAUCAAGACGGGCAGCUUUAAGGUGGCCACCCAGGAGAGGAAUCCCUAGAGAGCCUAGAUGAGGCUGCGGAGGCAGAAGAAGGGCGUGGUCCCCUUCCUGGGGGAUUUUCUGACUGAGUUACAGAGGUUGGAUUCAGCCAUCCCGGAUGAUCUGGAUGGCAACACCAACAAGAGGAGGAAGGAGGUCCGAGUUCUGCAGGAAAUGCAGCUGCUCCAAGUGGCUGCCAUGAAU
Piliocolobus tephrosceles (Ugandan red Colobus) is the source of this 1155-nucleotide messenger RNA. Its product is annotated as ral-GDS-related protein-like. The annotation marks the transcript as partial. NCBI's taxonomy places the organism in Eukaryota, Metazoa, Chordata, Mammalia, Primates, Cercopithecidae. Gene Ontology annotation, cellular component: plasma membrane. The transcript has 10 exons. The record is from RefSeq and is a predicted model, not a curated record. Gene Ontology annotation, biological process: Ras protein signal transduction. Gene Ontology annotation, molecular function: guanyl-nucleotide exchange factor activity.